This is a messenger RNA of Helianthus annuus (common sunflower), 744 nucleotides long. Its product is annotated as flocculation protein FLO11-like. NCBI's taxonomy places the organism in Eukaryota, Viridiplantae, Streptophyta, Magnoliopsida, Asterales, Asteraceae. The coding region runs from base 1 to 744 and encodes 247 amino acids. The transcript has a single exon. The record is from RefSeq and is a predicted model, not a curated record.
AUGAAAAACUUUGGCAAACCAACACCAAGGAAUCAGCCAAAACAAAAUCCAAAGCCUGCCAAACAAACUUCUACAAAAUCUCCUGGAAAAUCUGAUACUGGUAAGAAAAAGGGAAUUGAUGAUUCCGUUAACAAACAGACAGAUAAGGAGAUUGAACGAAAACAGAAGAGGAAGCAUACAAAAGAGGAAGAUGAAGUGCUUAACAUUGGAACUUCAAAUAGUAGAAAAUCACAGAAAGAUAACGAAUCACCACCAGAAAAACCAACCACUGCUGCGAAACUCAAAACCACUGCUGAACCUAAGAAGUCAGAUUCUGAUACACCUAAAACAAAAGUCUCACCAGAAAAACCACCUGUCAAAAAGCAGAAUACAAAAUCCUCAUCACCACUGCCAACCUCGACUGAAACAAUUGUUGAUGCAACAAAUGUUUCAGCAUAUGUUAAGACAACAGCGGUUGAGACACCAGUUGUUUCAACAAUUGUUAGUCAAUCCACUGAUUCUACCCAAUUUCAAUUUCCAUCACAAUCAACCCUUACAGUCAUGGCACCUUUUUCUUCCCUAACUCCUCCUUCUCCAAAAUCUGUUUAUACAAGAAAGAGAAAAUUCAUGGUGCAUGAAGAAGAGAAGAAAGAAAAAGAUGUACCCGCACCAAUUCCGUUAUCAGCUACUCCAUCAACAAAGAUCAAAUCAUUGGGAGUAACUUUCCCUCUAGAACUGCUUGCAGUUCAAGAUGAAAUGACUUAA